CCAAUCACACUCUAGCCUGAUGCUGGAGCCCGGCGUCAUUUCAGCCUCGGCGGCGCAACAGACAUGGCGACGACGCUGACAGUGGUCCAGCCGCUCACUCUGGACAGAGAUGUUGCCAGAGCAAUUGAACUACUGGAGAAACUGCAAGAAUCUGGAGAAUUACCAGGACACAAACUACAGUCACUUAAAAAAGUACUGCAGAGUGAGUUUUGUACAGCUAUCAGAGAGGUAUAUCAAUAUAUGCAUGAAACCAUAAAUGUUAAUGGCUGCCCAGAGUUCCGUGCCAGGGCUACUGCAAAGGCAACAGUUGCUGCUUUUGCAGCCAGUGAAGGCCAUUCUCACCCCCGAGUGGUAGAACUGCCAAAGACUGAUGAAGGCCUUGGCUUUAAUGUAAUGGGAGGAAAAGAACAGAAUUCUCCUAUUUAUAUUUCUCGCAUAAUUCCUGGAGGAGUAGCUGAGAGGCAUGGAGGACUCAAACGGGGAGAUCAGCUGCUUUCUGUUAACGGAGUGAGUGUAGAAGGAGAGCACCAUGAAAAGGCUGUGGAGCUUCUGAAGGCUGCUAAGGACAACGUCAAGCUGGUGGUUCGCUACACCCCCAAAGUAUUGGAUGAGAUGGAGGCUCGCUUUGAAAAACUAAGGACAGCACGACGCAGGCAACAGCAACAGUUGCUAAUUCAGCAGCAACAGCAACAGCAGCAAAAUGCACAGCAAAAUCAUAUGUCGUAGAUGUUUCACAAGAAAGAAAUUCUAAAUCAAGAAUUCAGCAAUGUAGCAGUAAAGCUGUGCUUUGUAUUCCAACAUACAGUAAAAGAGCAGCAGCAAUGGCAACACAACAACUGCGUUCACCAGCAAACUGUGA
Elgaria multicarinata webbii is the source of this 859-nucleotide messenger RNA. It is a transcript of the gene LIN7A, whose product is annotated as lin-7 homolog A, crumbs cell polarity complex component. The record is from RefSeq and is a predicted model, not a curated record. The transcript has 6 exons. Gene Ontology annotation, biological process: protein localization to basolateral plasma membrane; neurotransmitter secretion; maintenance of epithelial cell apical/basal polarity. NCBI's taxonomy places the organism in Eukaryota, Metazoa, Chordata, Lepidosauria, Squamata, Anguidae. Gene Ontology annotation, cellular component: basolateral plasma membrane; MPP7-DLG1-LIN7 complex; synapse. Bases 64 to 726 code for a protein of 220 amino acids. Gene Ontology annotation, molecular function: L27 domain binding.